AAACUUUCCCAACACACUUUCACUCUCUUCUCAUAUUUUCUCACUCACCGGAACUCUCUUUCAACGCUUCUCGAACCUUCCGUUCCACGUCCAUGGCAGGUCGCGGCAAAACCCUAGGAUCCAGCGCCGCCAAGAAGGCGACCUCCCGGAGCAGCAAGGCCGGCCUCCAAUUCCCCGUCGGCCGCAUCGCCAGGUUCCUGAAGGCCGGAAAGUACGCCGAGCGCGUCGGCGCCGGCGCUCCCGUCUACCUCGCCGCCGUCCUCGAGUAUCUCGCCGCCGAGGUUUUGGAGUUGGCUGGAAACGCUGCGAGAGAUAACAAGAAGACGCGAAUUGUGCCUCGUCACAUUCAAUUGGCGGUGAGGAACGACGAGGAAUUGAGCAAGCUUCUCGGUGACGUCACAAUCGCUAAUGGCGGUGUGAUGCCGAAUAUUCACAAUCUCUUGCUGCCUAAGAAGGCUGGUGGAUCGUCGAAGGGUGCUACUGCUGACGACGACUCUUGAGUACGAUUUCGAUUUCACGAACUGCUACUGAAUUUGGAUAUGGAUGCUAAUCGUGAUUCUGAUUUAUCUCACUGUUUUGUUUUGUAGUUUAGUUAGGGUUUUUUCAGGUAGCGUUGUGAAUAGAAUGUUGGAAAUUUGAAUUACUGUUAUUAUUUUGUUGUUGUUGAUUUUCAAUAUUGAUGUAGCCUUCGAUCUCUGAUUGGUAUUUAUAAAAUGAGUUUCUUGCUGAUGGUGUCA
Molecule: messenger RNA, 737 nt
Organism: Cajanus cajan (pigeon pea)
Lineage: Eukaryota; Viridiplantae; Streptophyta; Magnoliopsida; Fabales; Fabaceae
Gene: RAT5
Product: Histone superfamily protein
Cellular component (GO): nucleosome
Molecular function (GO): structural constituent of chromatin; protein heterodimerization activity; DNA binding
Source: RefSeq, a predicted model, not a curated record